CGCACAGUCAAGCCGCAGGCUCUGCCCGCUCCGGAGGCAGGGCAAGUGGGUGCGCUGGAAGACGAUGGAUUUCCAGGUGACAGGCCUGGACCUGGACAAGAGGCAGCCGGACAGUCCCCAGCGCUUCCUGGACCAGGAGGAGGCCGAGGAGGCCGAGGACGGGCAGCUGCUGGAGCCGCAGGCAUGGAGGACCUACAUGGAGCACCGCACGGCGCUGCGGGAGUUCCUGACCUCCCAGCUGAGCCCCCAGCUGCUCAGGCGCCACCAUGCCCGCGUGGAGCUGCUCCGAAGGUGCUCCUACCACAUUGAGAUCCUGCCGAAGCACCUGGCCCUGGGCGACCAGAACCCACCACUGCUGCCCCACACCAUCUUCCAGCUGGUCGACCCCUGCAAGUUCCAGCGCAUGAAGAAAGUGGGCGCCGCUCAGGCCAGGAUUCAGCUGCUGCUGCUCGGAGACCUGCUGGAGCAGCUGGACCGCGGCCGCGCCGCGCUGGAUGCCCUGCUCGAGUCGCCUGACCCACGGCCCUUCCUGGCGGGUUGGGCGCUCGUGGAGCAGCGGCUGGCGGGCCUGUCAGCCGUGAUGGAUAACUUCUUGGCAAUGAUGGUGCCUGGGCGCCUGCACAUCAAACACCGCCUGGUGUCUGAUGUCAGUGCCACCAAGCUCCCCCACAUCCGGCUUCUGCUGAGCACCAAAAUGCCCGUCAUGUUCGACCGCAAGGAGUCGGUGGCCCACCAAGACUGGGCCACCCUGCGCUGGUUUGUCACCAUCCAGCCGGCGGCCCCAGAGCAGUUUGAACUGCGAUUCAAGCUGCUGGACCCACGGACACAGCAGGAGUGCCUGCAGCGUGGCAUCGUCCCUGUGGCCACCUGCACCUUCGAGAUCCAUCACCUGCUUCCCGACCGCGUCUACAAGUUCACGGUCAAGAGAGCUGAGAGCUACACGCUGGUGUAUGAGCCCUGGGAGGACAGCCUCACUCUGCACACCAGGCCGGGGACCCCCGAAGGGCUGGCCCCCAGUCUGCUGGGCAAGCCGGGCCACCCCUGACCACAGCUUCCCAGAGAUGAUUUUCUAAUAUUUAUCCAUUAAUAAAGAGCAAUAUAAACACACAAUUAUAGAAACAAAAGUUCUAAAGGUGGAAGCAGCCACAUGACUGCUUUCUGAUUUGGUGCAGCCCGCCCACAAGACCCAGGACCCCGUCAGCCCCUGGUCCCUUUUCCAGGGGAGACCCAAGCUGGACCUUCCAGAACAGCUGACCCCUGG
Molecule: messenger RNA, 1261 nt
Organism: Rhinolophus ferrumequinum (greater horseshoe bat)
Lineage: Eukaryota; Metazoa; Chordata; Mammalia; Chiroptera; Rhinolophidae
Gene: FNDC11
Product: fibronectin type III domain containing 11
Exons: 2
Coding region: 65-1045 (326 amino acids)
Molecular function (GO): protein binding
Source: RefSeq, a predicted model, not a curated record